AUGUCUAAAAAAGUAAAGCAUGCAUCUCUGUUGGACUUCUUUAUGCCAAAAGCGAAGAAAAGUCAAGAAAACCCUCUUGAAGAUUCAACUGCAGUCACAGAUCUACGGCAAACUGACAAUUGUGUUUUGCAACAAACCAACGACUCCAACAAGCAGAUAAAUGAAAUAAAUUCCGACGUUUCUGCGGUUUCUCAUGCUUCAUUAGAUACGGGGAGAGGCGAAGAUAUUGAAAUGAUCGAAAACAACGAGAGCGACAGCUCCGAAACAGAGAAUGCCCACAGGAAAUUUGAUGGAAACCUAGAAACUAUGGAAAACGAUUUGAGCGAAUCCAGUUCUGUUGGUUUGUCAAACGCUAACCUUAAUGCUUCCAAUGAAAUUCCGAAUUCUUGUGAACAUUCAUCUCAAUCUAUUCAUUCUAUUGCACCUUCAUGUUGGUCUGUUAAGCAACAAGAUUACUUUACUAGUGCAUACCCCUGGAUUAUUUUUUCAAAUGGAAAGAUUGGUUGUCGCGAAUGUAAAAACGUUAACACUCUUGGACUGCAUGCUAAACAACGAAGCCAUAUAAGUAAAGAAUGGAUAGAGUGUACUGUUUUUCCAUGCAAAACGAAGAGUCGCGAAACGUCAGCAGCACAAAAGUACUUACGAAAAAAAAUCACCAAGCAUGCAAAAAGUAAUGCACACGUAACUGCAACCAACAUUCUCAAAGAACGACAAAAGAGAAAGAUCCAGAGCUCAACCGGCUUGUCUGUUGCACAACAUCAAUCAGCUACUGAAAAAUGCCUCAGAACUGCCUAUUAUGUUGCUAAAGAAAACAGGCCAUACUCAGACUACGAGAAUCUGGUAAAGCUUCAGCAGAAAAAUGGAAUAAGUCUCGGGGUAACUCUACACUCAAGGUGGUCAUGUACAGAAAUGAUUGACAUAAUUGCCACAACAAUGCGAAAAAAAAUUAUCAAGGAAAUUACCAAAAAUAACAAAAAGAUCGCCAUUAUAAUUGACGAAGCUACCUCAAAUGCAAAGGAUUCUUGCUUGGUUGUGUAUGUGAGGUCGAUCAUAAACGGUUUGGCUGUUAACAUUUUUCUAAGUAUCAUUGAACUGGGGGGUCAAGACGCAAAUUCAAUUUAUGAAUCACUUUUAGAUUCGCUUAAAAGUAACGGAAUUAAUGACGAAUACUUGGCCAAAAAUUUUAUUGCAUUUACCAGUGAUGGCGCAUCAGUGAUGACGGGGGCAAUCAAAGGGGUCGCGACGUUACUUAAGUCGAAGUAUCCGCAAAUUGUUUUGUGGCAUUGUCUCAAUCACAGAUUAGAAUUAGCGGUAUCAGAUACAAUAAAAGCUGUUGAUGGUACCCAACCUAUUGAAGAUUUCUUCGGUAGGAUUUACACGAUUUAUUCUCAGUCAGCAAAACUGCAAAGAGAGCUGAAGAAUAUUGCUGCCGAACUAGAUGUUCAGCUGCGCAAAGUAGACAAAAUUUUGACAACAAGAUGGGUUGCAUCUUCGUCCCGUGCGGUAGAAUCUUUUUGGAGAAAUUAUCCUGCACUAUACAAGCAUUUCCACACACUUUCACAGUCCAACGACAAGCACAAAGCAACAUAUGCGGGAUUAGUAAAACGUAUGGAAACAAUAGAGUUUAUUGAAGACGUAGCUAUUAUGAAAGACUGCCUUGGACAACUUUCAAUCUUGUCCGAAUCACUACAGAAGGAUCGCACCACGCUCCUUAAAGCAUCUGACUACUUGCAAUGGACGAUAAACGCACUGGAAAAGGUAAAAGAUUCUUUAGAAACAAAGUAUGAAUUUAGGAACAUUUACGAUUCCUCAGUGCAGUUUAAAGGCGUGGAGUUAAAGUCAUUUCCGUCCCGGACUGGAUACAAAUCGUUCAACCGAAAGCAAUUUCUACAGGGUUUGAUUGAUAACCUCCAAAGAAGGAUGAUCGAUUCAUCUGAGAAAAUAUUGUUAAAUCAAAUUGAAUCCCUCUGCCCAGAAAAAUGGCCAAGGGGGGAAAAGAUUCCAUGGCUCAAAGGUGAGCAAGAUGUCAUAUCACUUUGCGAGAGAUUUAACAUCAACGCGACAGGCAUAGUUACAUCGUAUCGAGAAUUUUUCAAUGAUCCUCGAAACAUUCCCUCGCUUGUUGAAGAAAGGCUCCUAAAAGGGCUUAUUCAAAUUGUACCAGUUAGUAGCGCAGAGGCAGAGAGGGGAUUUUCACAAAUGAACUUAGUGUGUACAAAGUCGCGCUCUAGCAUGUCUGUUUCUCAUUUAUCCUCCUUGAUGUUCAUAAGCAUCAAUGGUCCGCCAGUACAAUUUUGGGAGGCAAGUUUAGCUGUCCAACAAUGGCUGGAGCACCACAAGUCUGCUGAAAAUAAUCAAACUAGAAAAAUGAAGCAGACGACAGAAUCAGAGCUCACACCUUUACAACGAUUUUUUGUAAAGUAA
This is a messenger RNA of Paramuricea clavata, 2424 nucleotides long. The record is from the annotation of a GenBank genome assembly. Lineage: Eukaryota; Metazoa; Cnidaria; Anthozoa; Malacalcyonacea; Plexauridae.